Molecule: messenger RNA, 925 nt
Organism: Daldinia loculata
Lineage: Eukaryota; Fungi; Ascomycota; Sordariomycetes; Xylariales; Hypoxylaceae
Exons: 2
Coding region: 108-827 (239 amino acids)
Biological process (GO): mitotic cell cycle
Cellular component (GO): mitotic spindle; DASH complex
Source: RefSeq, a predicted model, not a curated record
CCUGGAUUAACCAUUAGCUACCCCUCCACUCUGCCUAUCGCCAAUCGCAGCUAUUGCGGUAUCGUAUUGCAGUAUUCCCUAUUGUUUUUCUUUCUCGCUGCGCAACUAUGUCCGAUCACGAAUCUGACGCUGAGGAUCUCUUUGCCUCGCCCACUGCAAAGCACGCCUCUAGAGAAAAACCAGCUCGGCCUAAAACCCCCUCUAACCCCCCGAAUAAUCGCUAUGAUGAUCCGGAAGAGAGCCGCGAGGCGAACCUGCGCCGGGAGCUAGAAGGCGUUCGGAACAUCAAUGAACUGAUUGAGGGCGUAGUCGGGACUCUAGAACGGGCGAAGGGCAAUAUGCACACCGUCUCUAGUACCGUCAACACCGCGUCCACGCUCCUCAACACCUGGACGCGCAUCCUAUCGCAGACUGAACAUAACCAGCGACUCAUCCUGAGCCCUUCCUGGAAAGGCGCGAGCCAGGAUUUAGCCGAUGCGGAAGCUGAGGCCCAGCAGAAGGCGCGCGAAGCUGAACGCCGCGUUGCCGAAGACGAGCGUCGUCGCGCUGAAUUUAGACGUCGCCAGGAGGAAGAACAGCGCCAGCGCGAAACCGCCGCCAGCACGCGGAGCUCAACUAGCACUAGAGGGACGACGCGCGGAACGAGGAGCGGUAGGAGCAUUAGUACUAGAGGCAGAGGGACGACAACAGGGCGAAGCGUGUACUCAUCCGCGUCUAGUAGACCUACAUCCGCAGCAGACACAAGCUCGACGAGUACGGCUAGAGGGACCUCGGGGAUCGGCCGAGGGUUCUUGAGAGGAAGGUCGAGAGGGACACGAGGCUAUUAGUUAAAAGGGGGGGCGGAUACGAUAAAGCUUUAAAAGGCUUGAUUUGAUGAUUAUGCCGCUGUCUUAGGUAUACACGAAUGAUGAACGGGCACAUAUAU